Molecule: messenger RNA, 1518 nt
Organism: Macrobrachium nipponense
Lineage: Eukaryota; Metazoa; Arthropoda; Malacostraca; Decapoda; Palaemonidae
Exons: 2
Coding region: 1-1518 (505 amino acids)
Molecular function (GO): nucleic acid binding
Source: RefSeq, a predicted model, not a curated record
AUGCUGCCUAUACCUCAAAGGACUGCCUACCUUCACCCUGCAAACCGACCAUCGCCCAUUGCUAUUGCCUUGCCUAUCAUCAACAGCUACACGCUGGACAUGGUUGAAAACCCACGGCUCCAGCAAAUGAAGGAGCGCAUGUCGCAAUAUCAAUUUACUGCAGUGUGGCGCACCGGCAAGUCUCUAUGCAUCCCAGAUGCACUUUCUCGUGCACCAGUCAGCUACCCCACCUCUGAGGAUAUGACUGGCUGCGCUGAGGUAACGGCACAUGUCAGAUCUGUCAUCAACCCUACAACAGCUUCCCAGGACGAGGAUGCCCCAACCAUUGACGCCGACCGGACCCUACAGGACAUGUCGAUAGCAGCACAGGCCGACCCCACCUACGUUCGCCUUCGUGACUGCAUCAGUUCUGGGUUUCCCACGAAUCGCUACGACUUACAUGCAUCCUUAUCACCAUACUGGAAGCUGCGAGAAGCCCUCUCUACUGAUGGCAACCUCGUGCUCUACGGGGCAAGAAUACUAGUUCCUGCAGCUCUACGUCGCCACACACUCGCCAGACUCCAUGAUAGUCACCGUGGUGUCGAGGCUACCAAACGUCGGGUUCGACAAACCGUCUUCUGGCCUGGGAUAGACUCGGACAUUGCCAACACUGUCGCUGCCUGCGAGCCGUGCCAAGUCCUGCGUCCCAGCCAACAACGGGAGCCUCUCCACAAUGACGACCAUCCAUCCAGGCCCUUUGAGUCGGUAUCGGCGGACUUCUUCCAGGUAGCUGGGAAGUCCUUUCUUGUAGUCGCCGACCGCCUCUCUGGCUGGCCUGUGGUUGUCCCUUGCAAGGGUGACUACUGCCUCCUCGACCAUACGCCACUUCUGCCGCUACUUCAGAGAGAACGUUGGUGUGUACACCAUAUCACCUCGUCGCCACAUUACCCACAGUCUAAUGGACACGCUGAGGCCGCCGUCAAGGCUGUCAAGCACUUGAUCCUCAAAACGGCCCCCACAGGAAACAUUGACUGCGAGGAUUUCGAUCGUGGUCUCCUUGAGUUAAGAAACACACCCAACCAGUCUGGUCGCUCUCCUGCCCAGGUACUGUAUGGUCACCCUCUCCGUACAUGUGUGCCUGCCCAUCCUCAGUCGUUCACAGAAGAUUGGCAGGAAAAGGCCCAUGACUGCGACCACCGAGCCGCUGCCAGAGCUGCUCAGGUGCAGCGCAACUAUGACGCCCAUGCCCGCCCCCUGCCCAGGCUUAAUGUGGGCCAACAUGUCCGCCUCCAGGACCCGACAUCCCACCGAUGGGACACAGUUGGGAUUGUCAUGGGUGGUGCACGAUCACGCGAGUACGAGAUCCGUCUCCCAAGUGGUCGAGUGUUACGUCGGAACCGCCGCUUCCUAUAUCCACUGCCCACCACCAGUCAUGUUCCCAACUCUGCUCUCCCUGUGGUCCCUAUCCCAGACAUGGAAAAGUCAUCAAUUCCCUCCAAAGCCCCUCGCAGGUCCCCAAGAUUGAACAGGCCUCCAUAA